AUGCUUCUGUCGCGAAGCAUAUCCAGAUCGAUCACGCAUCAAUCGCGAGCGUUCUGUACAAGCGCGAGAAGGGACGCGGAUUUUACGCACGCGGUGAUAGGAGGAGGCGUGGUCGGGUUGGCAAUCGCGAGGAAGCUGCAGGCAAGAGACGGCGCUUCCACCGUCCUGAUAGAAAAGCAUGGCUCCGUCGGCACGGAAACGAGUAGUAGAAAUUCAGAGGUCAUACACGCUGGCCUCUACUACGGCCACGACUCCUUGAAGACAAAGUUGUGCCUCCGCGGCAAGGAAAUGCUAUACGAACUCGGUGCUAAACACUCCAUCCCGCAUCGCAACACCGGCAAAUGGAUCGUCGCCCAGGACGCCGCGCAAAUGGAAGCCCUCCAAGGCGUGCAUGAUUUCGCCUCCAGCAUCGGCGUGCCCAUCCGCUUUAUCUCACCUGAAGAGGCCAAACGCCGCGAACCAGACGUGAGAGCAGAGGUCGGCGUGCUUGAAAGCCCGUCUACAGGGAUCGUGGACAGCCACGGAUUAAUGCAGUUCCUAGAAGGCGAUUUCACGAACCUCGGCGGCAUUUGCGCCUUCAGGAGUCCCGUCUCCGCCAUCCGACCCAUCGACUCUGGCCGCGGCGGCUGGGAGAUCACAACAACCACAUCCGACGGUGAGGAAUCCAGCGUCACGGCGGAAACGCUCAUAAACUCCGCCGGGCUGGCCGCGAUCCCGAUAUCCAAUAUGAUCCUCCCGCCUGAAAGACACCGCAAGCCUUACUACGCAAAAGGCUCCUACUUCUCCUACUCGCGCUCCCACCCAAAACCCUCCACGCUCGUCUACCCAGCCCCGGUCCCCGGCCACGGCGGCCUCGGCACGCAUCUCACGCUCGACAUGGCGGGGCGGAUCCGCUUCGGGCCCGACGUGGAGUGGACGGACGAUCCGAACGAUUAUAGCGUCAACGGUAAGAAUCUGGAGGUCGCGCUCGACGAUAUCCAGAGCUAUCUCCCCGGGAUUGAUCGCAGUGCGAUUGGGCUGGAUUAUGUGGGGAUUCGGCCGAAGCUGGGGAAGCUUGGGGCGGUGAGUAGUGCGAAGGGGUCUUUUCAGGACUUUUAUAUUAGGAGGGAGGAGGGGUUUGUGGGGUUUGUGAAUUUGUUGGGGAUUGAGAGUCCUGGGUUGACGAGUUGUUUGGCGAUUGCGGAGGAGGUGGAGGGGUUGUUGUAUCGGUGA
Messenger RNA from Trematosphaeria pertusa, 1212 nucleotides. RefSeq names its product FAD dependent oxidoreductase. Bases 1 to 1212 code for a protein of 403 amino acids. NCBI's taxonomy places the organism in Eukaryota, Fungi, Ascomycota, Dothideomycetes, Pleosporales, Trematosphaeriaceae. The transcript has 2 exons. Gene Ontology annotation, cellular component: mitochondrion. Gene Ontology annotation, molecular function: (S)-2-hydroxy-acid oxidase activity; (S)-2-hydroxyglutarate dehydrogenase activity. The record is from RefSeq and is a predicted model, not a curated record.